This is a messenger RNA of Eufriesea mexicana, 2621 nucleotides long. RefSeq names its product heat shock factor protein. The record is from RefSeq and is a predicted model, not a curated record. Bases 105 to 2084 code for a protein of 659 amino acids. The transcript has 12 exons. NCBI's taxonomy places the organism in Eukaryota, Metazoa, Arthropoda, Insecta, Hymenoptera, Apidae. Gene Ontology annotation, molecular function: DNA-binding transcription factor activity; sequence-specific DNA binding. Gene Ontology annotation, biological process: regulation of DNA-templated transcription.
GCGGUCAGCCAUUGUCGUGAGAUGUGAAGAUUUUUUUCAUCAGAAAUCAAGAUCAAAAGUUGAGCAAUUAUUGCACAUUGAAAUUAAAGCACAUUGACGCUGAAAUGCAUACAAUUCCGGAAUUAGGUACAAGUGUACCAGCAUUUCUUGCCAAACUUUGGAAAUUGGUUGAAGAUCCUGAAACUGACGACCUUAUUUGUUGGUCACCCAAUGGAAGAAGUUUCUUCAUUAGAAAUCAAGCACAAUUUGCUAGAGAAUUAUUACCACAUUAUUACAAACACAAUAACAUGGCCAGCUUUGUCAGGCAAUUAAAUAUGUAUGGUUUUCACAAAAAGGUAUCUGUUGAACUUGGUGGUUUAAAAUGUGAUAGAGAUGAAAUGGAAUUUGCACAUCAGUUCUUUUGUAAAGGACAUCCAUAUCUUGUAGAGCACAUUAAAAGAAAAAUUGCAUCUAGUAAAGGACAAGAUCCAGCACUUACACCCAUUAAACCAGAAUUAAUGAAUAAAAUGCUUACUGAAGUGAGAAGUAUGAGAGGUCGUCAAGAACAUUUAGAUUCAAGGCUUGGAGCCAUGAAAAGGGAGAAUGAAGCAUUAUGGAGAGAAUUAGCAAUGCUCAGACAAAAGCAUCUGAAGCAACAGCAAAUUGUUAAUAAGCUUAUACACUUUCUAGUUACUUUGGUACAGCCUUCAAGAAGUGGUGGUCUGUCUGUUAAAAGAAGAUACCCAUUAAUGAUCGACGAUUCUAAUCGUCAACGUAGUAAACAGCCGAAAUUAUCAAAGUCACAAGCAUCUCCUGCAGGGCCUGUAAUUCACGAGCUUGAUGCAUCAGAACCAGAUUUGGAAUCAGCAUACAUUGUUGCAGAAAUGUUAGAAGGACAUCCAAAUCCAGCUAUUGAAAGCCCAGAACAUAAUAACACAUCAAUAAUAGAAGAUAACAAUAUGGAAACAGUUCAUUUAAUUGAUGAUUCUGUUCAAUUACAAGAUGAUAUGCAACUUGUUAAUCCACAAGAAAUUGACACUAAGAAAAAACGUGGAUGUAAGGGUAAAAAGAAGAGGAAAAACAAGGUGCCGGUCAAAAUUUUGAUCCCAUCAACGGAGAAUGGAGAAGAACCGAGGGAAGAAACACAUGUGCUUGAAAUGCCAUUAGAGGGUUCGCCAGUGACGAUCGCUUUGCUGGAAAAUAAACCAGUUUCGAAGCCAAUACCUGUAGCGACUGUGCGUAGCUCAAAACUUGCAGCAAUGGCUGCUAAUAUGAAUAAAACUACCGAUACAGAACAGGAGCUCGAUUUGGAUACAACAGACAUGGAGGAAGAUGUUCAAGAUAAUGAUCCAACUUUGGUGAAACUUGAAGACAUUUUGAUAGUACCGGAAAUCAUUAACGAAGAUGUUGAGAAUAAUGAGAACACUGAAUUUAGUGAGAAUAAUGGAAAUUCUGAAACAAGCGAAAAUGAUAUUGCGUUUGAUCAAUUUAAGAAAGUAGACGCUAACACAGAACAGAAUAACAGAAGAGAUUCUUACACAAAUGGCGCAGAAAAACGUUCGGAGCAGGAUAAAAUCAACUGCAAUGGAGAAGGCACAAGCAAUACAAAACAUUUAUCUUUGAGUUGCAUCAUUCCCUCUGGCAUGUCUGAUGCUACUUACAGGUUAGGAUCAAUGGAGGAAAUGGAUAAUCAUCUUGAAUCAAUGCAAACAGAAUUGGACAAUCUCCGUGAUAUUCUACGAGGCGAGGGUUAUAGCAUCGACGCAAAUACACUCUUGGGUUUAUUUGGAGCAGAUGAUCCAAUGUCGUUUGGUAUGCCAGUUAAUCCAGAAUUAAAUCCACAUUCUGAAAAAGAAGAGGAUGAUCACACUAAUGUUACAGAAAACAUUAAUGGAACAGGUGGUGGUGAACUUAUGGCAUACAAUCCUACUCCAAACUUGUUAGAUUUUGACGAUGACAUUUUUUUGAAUGCCGCAUCUCCUGUAACGAGCACAGCGGGUGAUACAGCUACAACCAGUCUUUAUAACUCGGAUCCCCUCGAUUUGGAGGAUAACAAAGUUUCACUCCUCAAUUCAUUAACGAAUGAUGUAAAUACUUCAUCGUAAAGUCUCAUUCCUAUGCCUUGGAGGAAAGACUGCUGGAUUUUUAAUUACCUUAUUGGUAAUAUCUUCGUUUUAAUUAACGAAUGCGAUACUACUGUGAGCGCUAUAACAAGUUUAGUAUAUGGAGGGAACGAUAGAAAGAAUUAAAGAGAUGUACACAGUGAUUCGUGCUUAAAAUUCCUUGAAGAUGAAAGUAAACAACGUAAAGAACCAAACGAUAUAAAUCUAGGGAUUGGAAGGAACACUUUAUCUUCACGUCGAUGAUAAUAAAAACUAUGCGAAUGAAAAAAGCGUAUUCCUCGAAAUGUUGUUAAAAAAAAUACGUAGCGUUUAAAAAAUGAGAAUGCACGCGUCAUAUAUGCAUUAAGAAAGGACUACAAUUUCCAUUUUCACCAAUUUGUAUAUAAUCACGCAGGAUUGUUGCAUCGAUAAAGAGAUGUAGUAGGAUGUUUUCUAAAAAUAUCCAUCACCUAAAGAGUAACAAUUUUUUUACAUAGUGUGUGUGUACACAGUAUUAGAAUAUAAAUUAAUUAAUUUUAC